CCGACUGCAAGUUCGUGGUCAAUCAACGCAUCUAUUUACAUAAGUCAGUAGGUAAGUUUAAGUGACGGCUCUGGGUUUGUAGACAUCCUUGGGCAUUGUUUGCUGUGUAUUUCCACCUGAUUGAUCCAUUUCUUGUGAUUUGUGGCGGGUUUGCAGAUUGAGCCAAUCGAGCCGAGGAUUGGUGUCGCAGCAUACAAAGCAUAAGUGAAAAAAACAGCCUUCUGGUCUCGCCACUUCACUGUAGAAUCUCUAGGAGCCACCAACUUCAAUUGAGGCACCGAACUCCACUCGCUUCAAGGCAAGCAGCUAUCCGACAAGGACAAGAACAUUUGGGUCCACUCUCCUCUCUAGUUGAAGCCACACUAGACUCGUCGAGGCUCGAGCAUCAACGCCGUAUCCAUCCAUUCAAGCACCAUUCCGUCCGAAACAAUGCUGUCUAUGGUGAAUAGCAGCCAGCAAGUUGGCAACAACGCUGGCACUGCCAGCUCGAGCACCACAAACACAAGCGCCAGUAUGAACACAGGAACGUCCGUCGCACACGCAAUCGCGAGCUUGGCGCACACUGAGAACACCAUUGCGCAGUACAACCCGCUGGCUCUACAGCUCCAGCCGCCGCAAGAUUCUACGCGGCAUCACAUCAAUAACGCAACCAACAACGCCGCUGCAGUGCUCACGUCGGUCUCUCGUAUGCCGGCUACAGCUCCGAAGAAGCGAUCAACCAAGUCCAAGUGCUCUCCCGGUCUACGUAGUGGCAAGUGGACGCCAGAGGAGGAGGCGUUCACAAACACCAUUAUCCACUACUUCAAGCGCGGGCUCUUGGACGUAGAAGACGGCACUUCUCUCCGCUGGUAUCUUGCCAAGCGUCUGAAUUGCGAGGCCAUGCGUGUGACCAAGAAGCUCAAAGGUGACAGCUCCAUUGGCAAGCAGAUCUUCCGUUCCGUUGAGAACACACCGGUCAGUCGGCAAGCGAUUCGACACGCACGUGAAGAGGUUUCUGCAAUGGAAACUCGCUUCCUCGAGUCACUCAGCGGUAGUGGAGUCGGUCCGGGUACGCAGCAUAUUCCCUCCGCUUCAUUGCCGUCUUCCCUCGCUGUGUCUGUCCGUGGACGUAAGAUCCUGCCGAACAUGAAGAAUAGCGAUGGUCAGCCUCUUACGUUGGCACCCAUGCCGCAGCCUAAAUCCGAAGACGCCCGUCUGCUGAUGCACUUCUUCUGUGAAGCACAUGACGGCUCUGAAGAAGAACCGGAAGACGAGAAGAAAGUGGACAAGAAAGCCAAGUCUGGCAGUCUCAGCAUUGACCUGAGCGGGAAACUCGGCAAGAAGCGACCGCUGUCCACUGUCACCAACGUGGACAAGACCGAAGAGACUGAGGACAACAAGUCGCCAGUGAAAAAAGUAGCUUUGUCUCCUCCGGCAAAGAAGCAGGCGGUUGCGGUUGAGACCGUCUCCCCCACUGCUGAAUGA
Molecule: messenger RNA, 1464 nt
Organism: Phytophthora infestans T30-4
Lineage: Eukaryota; Oomycota; Peronosporomycetes; Peronosporales; Peronosporaceae
Exons: 2
Coding region: 439-1464 (341 amino acids)
Source: RefSeq, a predicted model, not a curated record